This is a messenger RNA of Ceratitis capitata (Mediterranean fruit fly), 1431 nucleotides long. RefSeq lists its product as uncharacterized. Bases 3 to 1133 code for a protein of 376 amino acids. NCBI's taxonomy places the organism in Eukaryota, Metazoa, Arthropoda, Insecta, Diptera, Tephritidae. The transcript has a single exon. The record is from RefSeq and is a predicted model, not a curated record.
CUAUGUAUUUUCAUUCACUUAUUCGCAUUUUGCACAUUCAUAAAUAUAUUUUUAAAUACCGAGGACGCUUUCAAGAAGCGAUGAAUUCUUACUUUGAGGAUAAGUUCACUCUUCAGCAAUUGGCUAACAUUGCACUUGGGGGUAACCAGUUGACUAACGUCAAUACUAUAGUUCUUCACAGUUUGCUGGGUCUGGUUCUGAAAAAGUUGGAUUGUGAAAAUGAAAAGGUUUCUAUAAGCGGCUAUGAAGCCAAAGAAAUGGAAAGAAUUUUACAAGAAAGCUCUAUAUCACCAAUCACUUUUGAAGAACAGGAAUUCACUACUAUUUUGGAAAGAUUUGGGCAUUUAGAUGAUAUUGAAAAUCAACUCAAUGAAACGGAGAAGCAACUAAACGAACAUUUGAUUGGAAUUCGUCGUUAUUUGAACAAACUUGAAACUAUGGAUCCAUUUUAUUUCGAUGACGAUGACUAUUAUGAAAUAUGCGAAGAUCUUUGCAGUACACUUGACCCAGAUAUCAAAACGGCUUGUGAAAUUUUGACCAGAUCAGCCUUUCUGAAGAACAUACUGCUGCAUAUGUGUCAUCCUAUUAUGAGAGCUUAUAACAACAUUGAAAAGAAGUUAUGUAAGCUUGAAGAGGAAAUUUGUAAGUUAAUGAAACGACUGGAUGCUACAUUUGAUAAUUUUCAUCUUGUUGGUGCGGUAGAAGCGGAGUUAAAUUGGUGUCGCGUAGAAUUUGAUACGUUGCAUGCUACCUUUCUGAAAACUUUAAAUGAGAUUCAAGAUAUUCUCGAUUCUAAGGUCAACAAAUGCCAAAUGUUAGAGAUGAAAGAGUACAUAAGCGAGCGAUUUGAAAUUGUUUGGCAAAAACUAAAGAAACUACGCCUUGAAAAAAGUUGCCAGAGAGCUUCCGCUAUUGUAUCUGAAAAGAAAAAGCCCAAACCUUCGAUAAUAGCAAAGAGGGCUCCGAAGGUAGCAUGCGUCUGUGAAGGUGUGCAUAUGCAGAUUGCUAAUGAGCAGAAACUUCUCCAACGGAUUAAACGACUGUCUAACCAAAGCAUGGAUUCUAUAUUGAUAACCCAAGCUCAAAAAACUGAUCGACUGUCUGUCUCGAAAAGUUUAAAAAUUAUGGCAUAAGGAUCCAACCAUUUCAUUAUUUCGAUUCCGCCGCGACAAUUUGUGCAUUAAAAUCAAAAAAGGACUCAAUUUAGUAACGAAUCUCACUAUAGCGCUUUCUAAAUUCGUAUGUUGAAUUUGCCUACUAAAUAAAAGUGUGCCACGCUUGUAUAUUUGUUAAUGGAUCCAGAUUAAAAUGUUAUAUUUCAUUUGUAUUGUAUAUGUAUGCACUUGCCAUGUGCUGAGAAUAGUAAUUUAGUAAUGCAGCCAUUUAAAACUAAUUUUGGUGUAAGAAAUUUAGUUUUGAUGUGUCCGUUAA